UCACAAUAGACUUUUUUUUAGCAACAAAUAAAAAAUUGCUCAAUUUUGACAGAAAUCAUCUGUUUCCAAGUUGUUAUCAAACACCAAAGCAGUCGCAAAAUGUUAAGACAAAAUUUAUUAAAAGUUAUAAGCGUUGCUUCUGAGAAAAAGUUUUACUCAAGCAUGUCAGGUCCAAUUGAAGUUGCAAUUCGUGAAACACUUUCCGAGAAUCUAUCACCAGUUCAUAUGGAAAUUAUUAACGAAUCUUAUAUGCAUAAUGUUCCUAAAGGUUCUGAAUCCCAUUUCAAAGUUUUAGUUGUAUCGGACAAAUUCAAUGAUCUUCCUUUAAUUAAACGACAUCGUUUGGUAAAUGACCUGGUGAAAACCAAACUUGAAGGGAACUUCGUGCAUGCUCUAUCAAUCGAAGCUAAAACCCCAAAACAAUGGGAUCCUUCUUACGAAGUUGAACCAAGUCCCAAUUGUCGAGGAGGUUUUGGAAAAUAAAUGAAUAAAUUUUAUUGAGGCUUAAUUAACAAAAAAUAAAGUACUUUGUUUUUUUUUUUUACAAAAAUUCUUAAAAUUAAUAAUAUUACUGACUUAAGA
Messenger RNA from Episyrphus balteatus (marmalade hoverfly), 582 nucleotides. Its product is annotated as bolA-like protein DDB_G0274169. NCBI's taxonomy places the organism in Eukaryota, Metazoa, Arthropoda, Insecta, Diptera, Syrphidae. Bases 100 to 483 code for a protein of 127 amino acids. The record is from RefSeq and is a predicted model, not a curated record. The transcript is spliced from 3 exons. Gene Ontology annotation, cellular component: mitochondrion.